ACCCAUUGUAUCCUACCUGUGAUGCCGCUGCACCUGGGCGCACCUGUAUUCGUUUGGUCGGUUACUGUAGGCCUAAGCUGACAGAUCGAACGCUUUAGCCUAGCCUACUUUAUCCCACUUUUGAAACAAGUUUAUGUUAGGGUAGAGUAGGCUACUGCGUUUUUAGAACGGUAUUUGGUUAAGAAACACUUUCCCAUUUUAUGGAAUCUAUCUCCGCAUGAGAACGAGAACCAGGCUAUGCGCGUCAUCAGUAGAAUGGAUGGUAGUUAAAUCUGUUUGAAUAAGGUAAAGGAGAGAAAAACGAAAGUUGUUCCAGUCCGCAUCACUCUGCAACAAUGGAAAUAGAUAGUAUGGUGGCAAACAGCGCACUCAUCAGUGCCAGGGAAGGUGGAGGAGGAAAAGGCAGGAGUUGGAAAUGGAGAAGGAUGCUACGCUUCCCUCACAUAAGCCAGUGUAUGGAGCUGGGUAACACCAUCGCGAGAGACUACUCCAGUCUGUGUGUGAAGCAGCCUAUUGGCAGACAACUAUUCUGUCUCUUCUGUCAGAGCAAACCUGAGCUACGGCACUGCAACUCUCUACUGGACAAAAUGGGGGAGUAUGAGGUGCAAUCAGAUGAAGAUAGGAAGAGUUUUGGCAUGCAAAUCAUUAACAGGUUCCUCAGUAGACAGUCGUCUGAGUGUGUACAGGUUGUGGAGAGCUAUGGUAAGAGGUGCAGAGAGAGUCUGGAGGUGUGGCACGGUAGAGACAUCUUCAUUGACUGCACAGAUGACCUCCAUGAGUUUCUGAGUGGUGCCCCCUUCCUUCAGUACCUACAGAGCAUGUACUUUGAGCGUUUUCUGCAGUGGAAGAUGGUAGAGAGACAGCCCGUUACCAAACACACCUUCAGACAGUACAGGAUGCUGGGCAAGGGAGGCUUCGGGGAGGUGUGGGCAUGCCAGGUGCGAGCCUCUGGGAAGAUGUAUGCGUGUAAGAAGCUGGAGAAGACUCACAUGAAGAAGAGGAGAGGAGAGGCCAUGGCCCUCAACGAGAAACAGAUACUGGAAAAGCUCAACAGCAGAUUUGUGGUGAGUCUGGCGUAUGCGUAUGAGACCAAACAAUCUCUUUGUCUGGUGCUAAGCAUAAUGAACGGAGGAGACCUGCGGUUCCACAUCUAUAACAUUGGUCCUCCAGGCCUGGAGCCGGCCAGGGUUCGGUUCUAUGCUGCUGAGGUCUGCUGUGGUCUCCACCACCUCCACCAGAGGAACAUUGUCUACAGAGAUCUGAAACCGGAGAACAUACUUCUGGAUGACAAUGGGCACAUCCGUAUCUCAGACCUGGGCCUGGCGGUGAAGCUAUCCGGGGGGAAUCUGGUACGAGGCAGGGUGGGGACCCUGGGUUACAUGGCUCCAGAGGUGAUUGGCCAUGAGUACUACGGGAUGAGCCCUGAUUGGUGGGGCCUGGGCUGCCUUGUGUACGAGAUGACGGCCGGACGAUCCCCAUUCAAGAGACAAGGGGAGCAAUUGACAGAAAAAGAGAUGGAGAGAAGGAUACAGGAGACGGAAGAGGUGUACAGGAAGACAUUUAGCAGCGAGACAGAAGACUUCUGCCGCUCUCUGUUGACCAAAGACCCGAGACAGAGGUUAGGGUGUCGAAGGUGUGGGGUGGAAGGGGUCAAGUCCCAUUCCUUCUUCAGCACCAUCAACUUCAGGAGGCUGGACGCCGGAGUCAUUGAGCCACCCUUCAAACCGAAUCCCAGGGCGGUGUACUGCAAGGAUGUGCAGGACAUUGAUGAGUUCUCCACAGUAAAAGGAGUCAUUUUGGAGAGGACAGACGACAACUUCUACACCAAGUUUAACACAGGCUGCGUGGCCAUACCCUGGCAGACAGAGAUGAUAGAGAUGGGUUGUUUCAAGGAGCUGAAUGUGUUUGGCCCUCAGGGUUCUAGACCCCCUGACCUGGACUGGGGCCAGAAUCCUGCCCCAGAGAAACAUAAACGUAGACUGCUGGACCGCAUCUUCCACAAGACACACACCUGUUGAUAGAUGGGCUUCCUCAAACCCUCUCACCACUGCAACAUUAGUUGUAAAUGAGAACAUUCCCUCAAUCAGCUUACCCGGUGUAGAGUAAAAUGAUUUGUUGGUGUUGAUGAUCACUCAGCACACUGAUCAAUACACAGAUCAAACCGUUAGUACUU
This is a messenger RNA of Oncorhynchus kisutch (coho salmon), 2173 nucleotides long. Its product is annotated as G protein-coupled receptor kinase 5-like. Bases 336 to 2018 code for a protein of 560 amino acids. Gene Ontology annotation, biological process: protein phosphorylation; regulation of signal transduction; signal transduction. The transcript is spliced from 15 exons. NCBI's taxonomy places the organism in Eukaryota, Metazoa, Chordata, Actinopteri, Salmoniformes, Salmonidae. Gene Ontology annotation, molecular function: ATP binding; G protein-coupled receptor kinase activity. Gene Ontology annotation, cellular component: cytoplasm. The record is from RefSeq and is a predicted model, not a curated record.